Messenger RNA from Daphnia carinata, 822 nucleotides. Its product is annotated as BCL-6 corepressor-like protein 1. The coding region runs from base 109 to 777 and encodes 222 amino acids. NCBI's taxonomy places the organism in Eukaryota, Metazoa, Arthropoda, Branchiopoda, Diplostraca, Daphniidae. The record is from RefSeq and is a predicted model, not a curated record. The transcript is spliced from 2 exons.
UGCACACACCCGUCUUCUAUAUAAACCCACACGAUGCAGUGAAUCAUCAAGCAGUCUGUUCGCCAGUAGCUUCUCGAAAGCAAAAGGAUUCAACACGUUAGCCUUACCAUGAAAACUGCCACGUUCUUCUUGUUCGCUGUCUUCUUGGUUGCGGCUGAAUGCGCUUCAGUUGCCUACACCAACAGCCGAUUAGGAAAACGGACUCCUGUCAGCCGGAGUAGCGUUUUCUUCAACAAAGAUGGCACGAACGUCGCGUACAGCAUCAAUCACAAACCGAGUGCAGGAAUCGAUGCUUCCGUCUCCAUCACGCGUAACGUUCCCGCCCGUUCUGCAGUUCCAGUUCCUGCCAUUAGAGUCGCACCUGCCAUCAUUCCGCGUCCAGUUUCAGUCAAAGCUCCAGUGGAUCUCCCCGUUCAGCUGCCCUUUUACGCUCCAGUACAUGCGCCAGCCGUGCCCGCCACUCAAGUCGUUUUAAACGCUCCUGUUGUCCAGCAGAUCAAUCCGAUUUCCGUUGGUGGUUCACCUGCCGUUUCAAACGCAUAUCCCGUCGGUACUGCCCGGAACCCUCCCAUUCCUACUCCUUACAAUACCGUGCAUCCCGAAAAGGUUCCAGGCGCCUAUCCGGUCGGUAUGGCCCGGAACCCUCCCAUUCCUACUCCUUACAAUACGGUGCCUCAUAACAACGAUGUAGAUGCUUACAGAAUGGCUGAUCCUUUCGCUUUCGGACCUCUUCCAUUUGAACUGAAUCAUCCCAUCACGUUCGUCACAGGAUUUUAAAGUUGAAUGACGUCAUUGACUGAAAUUGCACGGCCAGAUAAAUAC